UUAACAGAUUUGGGUGAGCAGUCCCCACAAUGCAACAGGAUACUACACUGUUUACGGGGAGGAGGCACUACAUGCUGACCACUUCAACACCAAGCUCAGCUUCGGUGACACUCAGACCGUUUGGGCUUCCUGAGGCACACGGAGUUGACGGAUGCCAAUGGAGAGCGUCAUGAUGCCCUCUACGUGGUGGGAUCACUGGAUGAAACUCUGGAGCUUAGGGGGAUGAGGUAUCACCCCAUUGACAUCGAGACCUCCGUUAUCCGUUCUCACAAGAGCAUAGCUGAAUGCGCGGUGUUCACGUGGACCAAUCUGCUGGUGGUGGUGGUGGAACUGGAGGGGUCCGAGCAGGAGGCUCUGGACUUGGUGGCCCUGGUCACCAACGUCGUCCUGGAGGAGCACUACCUCAUCGUAGGCGUGGUGGUGGUCGUCGACCCCGGCGUCAUCCCCAUCAACUCCAGAGGGGAGAAGCAGCGCAUGCACCUGAGAGAUGGAUUCCUCGCCGACCAGCUGGACCCCAUAUACGUGGCGUACAACAUGUGAAAUCGUGCAGGCCACUGGGGUUAUCGCACAACGGGAGGUAGCUGGAUGGUGUAUAUUCAGCUUCUGUUCAAAGGAGGAGCCGCCUCUUUUUUUUUCUCACAGCAAGAUGGAGAAAAGUUUACAGAAAGAAAUAGGAAUGACCAAACCUCCUGUCUGUUUCUCCCUGUGAUUUCUUGUGUCAGCAAAUAAGGUUCGGGUGUUAUCGAGGCAGGACAUUAUGACUCCCCUGAGAGCAGUGCAGCAGGUGGUUAAACUAAGUAUAAAACUACACUGUGCCAUUAAUAUAAUUUCGUUUGUAAAUCUAUGAAAUAAUGAAUGUUUGUUGUGUUUGCCAUACACUUGUGCCAUAGAACAGGACUGACUCCAGCACCUAAAUCCUGGCUCAGACAACCUCUAAAAUGCCCCACGUCUACAGAGCGUCUUGUGCCAUUCACAGCAUUUCCGAGUAUCUGCGCCCUAAGGUGAAACUCCUCCCCUCUGGUUUUGUUCAGUUCAGAUCAUUUCAUUAAUGAAUAAGCACACAGGAGGUUCGUUCCGGCAGUAACGUCAGUAACAAAACCCUGAUAAACGAUGUCGCGGUUCGACUUGUUUGUUCUUUUUUGUCUCAUAUGUAUAAUAUAAUUCUUGUUAAUGAGUGUGAAUGAGUGCAAACAGUACGUACAGAUCAUUUAAAGUCCUACGAUUACAAGGAAUAUGACAGUUGCUUUUUAGCAGCAACUUGCCAAAUGAUGAGGAUUACGCCUUAAGUAUUUUGCACCUGUUCCUAUCACAGUUCUCAUGUUUUUCUUAAUUUUGUUACUAUAGUUUGAUAGAAAGGAUAUAUGCAGAACGCUACAAGGCCCGCUCUUAUUGCACCCAAAGUCUUUCAUCUUUUUGCGAAGAUGAAUAGUUUUUUCCUAGCAUCUGACAUUAUAAUCACAUACUUUCUCCAUACAUUUUUUUUUAUUAAUGUACUGUGUCUCUCGUCAGUUGUUUAGGCUGUAGGAGGGGAUGAAAUGUUAUCAGGACUGGGUUUAAAAGAGAAUGUCGUAGCCAGAUUAUGAGACUAAAAUGCUGAACGGUUGUUUGAGACUAUUGUGUGGUGUAUGAUCUGUAUGACACAAGUGAUGCCCUUAAUCUCCCAUUUUAAGACUUUUAACUUUGUAAAGAUUCACGUCACUGUUUCACUAUGUUUUGUUUUUAAUAUUCAUGUCACCAACAGGCAGUGAAGCCUGCUGUAAGUAUGUACAGGAUUUGUGUAAAUUAUUAAUAGAUGGAGACGGCAGGAAAAGUAACAAACAGGACUGAAUCUGGUCAAUAUGUGAACUGCCCCCCACCCCCCCACACCAAACAAAAACCUGAAAUGGAUUCUCAUGUUUGGAGAGAUCGGGAAGAGGUGCGAAAAGCCAUGUAAACAUUUUUAUAUUACGAAUGAACAGAGGAAAUGGGAAAACUUCGAGGAUGAGACGAAGCACACUCCGAGCACAAGGAGAGGACAGUUCUGCUGUAAGGACUCCUGAGGUGUCGCAUCCUCCAGAGAAAACUUUUGUCGUUAACAUAUGGAAAGAUAGAUUUGUCUGAUAUAUGGUUAGUUGUCAUUAUUUUCAUAACAUGAUUUCUUAAUUAAUAAAAAAAAAGUGCUUUUAA
Molecule: messenger RNA, 2166 nt
Organism: Sphaeramia orbicularis (orbiculate cardinalfish)
Lineage: Eukaryota; Metazoa; Chordata; Actinopteri; Kurtiformes; Apogonidae
Product: disco-interacting protein 2 homolog A-like
Exons: 3
Coding region: 223-540 (105 amino acids)
Cellular component (GO): cell surface
Source: RefSeq, a predicted model, not a curated record